AUGGCUACUUGGUUCCAGAAGGAGAUCGUGCUUACGGCGCCCAGCCGCGGCUUCCAUUUGGUGACGCGCGAGGUCGAGAAGCAGAUUCCGGAGCUGUCGCGUGUGAAGGUUGGUAUGGCCAAUCUCUUCAUCAAGCACACGUCAGCGUCGCUCAGUAUCAACGAGAACUGUGACCCAGACGUGCGUACCGACAUGGAGGGUGCGUUCAACCGUAUCGUGCCCGAGUCCUGGAACAAGGAAUUCUUCCGUCACACAGACGAAGGCGACGAUGACAUGCCGGGACACAUUAAAUCGACGCUGAUCGGAGCAUCUGUGAACAUCCCGAUCACGAACGGCAAAUUCAAUCUUGGAACGUGGCAAGGUAUCUAUUUGUGCGAACACCGCAAUGUUGGUGGUUGGGGCUCUGGCCAUCAGCGUAAAGUGGUCGUCACCAUCCAAGGCUCUACGGCUUAAAUCGCUGCUACUUUGAGAAAAUUCAAGCUCGUACCUUGCAGCUCGAUCACACCGGCUGGAACAGCUUUCGACUGAUGUGUGUAUUCAACGAACACGGCUUCUUUAAGUGAUUUAUUUUUAUGUUGCUCUACCUUUGCAA
This is a messenger RNA of Phytophthora infestans T30-4, 592 nucleotides long. RefSeq lists its product as uncharacterized. The transcript has 7 exons. The record is from RefSeq and is a predicted model, not a curated record. Lineage: Eukaryota; Oomycota; Peronosporomycetes; Peronosporales; Peronosporaceae. The coding region runs from base 1 to 453 and encodes 150 amino acids.